Apaloderma vittatum (bar-tailed trogon) is the source of this 1337-nucleotide messenger RNA. It is a transcript of the gene PMPCA, whose product is annotated as peptidase (mitochondrial processing) alpha. Lineage: Eukaryota; Metazoa; Chordata; Aves; Trogoniformes; Trogonidae. The transcript is spliced from 11 exons. The annotation marks the transcript as partial. Gene Ontology annotation, cellular component: mitochondrion. Gene Ontology annotation, molecular function: metal ion binding; metalloendopeptidase activity. The record is from RefSeq and is a predicted model, not a curated record.
UUCUCAUAAAUUCGGGAUCGAGACACGAAGCAAAAUACCUCAGCGGCAUCUCUCACUUCUUGGAAAAGCUCGCCUUCUCCUCCACAGCUCAGUUUGGCAGCAAAGACGAAAUUCUCCUCACCUUAGAAAAGCACGGGGGCAUUUGUGACUGCCAGGCGUCGAGGGACACUAUAAUGUACGCUGUUUCUGCGGAUGCCAAGGGCCUGGACACGGUGGUCAACUUGCUGGCUGACGUAGCGCUACAGCCCAAGCUAUCAGAUGAAGAAAUUGAGAUGACUCGAACAGCAAUACGAUUUGAGCUUGAAGACUUGAACAUGAGACCUGAUCCAGAGCCUCUCCUCACGGAAAUGAUCCAUGCGGCAGCCUAUGGAGACAACACAGUUGGGCUGAACAGGUUCUGCCCAGUGGAAAACACAGACAAAAUCAAUCGAGAAGUCCUGCACUCGUACCUGCGCAACUACUACACGCCCGACAGGAUGGUGCUGGCCGGGGUGGGAAUCGAGCACGAGCAGCUGGUGGAGUGUGCAAGGAAACACCUGCUUGGAGUGGAGCCCGUGUGGGGCACUGGGCAGGCCAAGGACGUGGACAGAUCGGUGGCUCAGUACACGGGAGGCAUUGUCAAGGUUGAAAAAGAUAUGUCAGAUGUGAGUCUGGGCCCUACUCCCAUCCCAGAGCUCACCCACAUCAUGAUUGGGUUAGAAAGCUGCUCAUUUUUAGAGGAAGACUUCAUUCCCUUUGCGGUGUUAAACAUGAUGAUGGGAGGUGGUGGCUCGUUUUCAGCCGGAGGGCCUGGCAAGGGCAUGUUCACGCGGCUGUACCUCAAUGUGCUCAACAGGCACCACUGGAUGUAUAAUGCAACCUCUUACCACCACAGUUACGAGGAUACCGGCCUCCUGUGUAUACAUGCCAGUGCAGAUCCCCGACAGGUUCGAGAGAUGGUGGAAAUCCUCACAAAAGAAUUCAUUCUAAUGGCAGGAGCAGUAGGAGAGGUAGAGCUUGAGCGAGCGAAGACGCAGCUGAAGUCCAUGCUCAUGAUGAACCUGGAGUCUCGGCCAGUUAUUUUUGAAGAUGUGGGAAGGCAAGUGUUGGCAACAAACACAAGGAAGCUACCUCAGGAGCUCUGCGCCCUGAUCAGUCAGGUGAAAUCUACAGAUAUCCGGAGAGUUGUCACGAAGAUGCUUCAUAAGAAACCAGCCGUGGCUGCACUGGGUGAUUUAACAGAUCUGCCCACUUACGAGCACAUCCAGUCAGCGCUUUCCAGUAAGGACGGGCGACUCCCCCGGACGUACCGGCGCAUAUUUCAUCCUGCACAGCUGACAGACUUGCUUCUUUUUUAA